AUGGACGCUAAAUGGGACCCUGAACGCGCGAUUACUGCCAUCAGCUGGAUCAGCCAGAGGAUCGGGAGACCUCUGAGCACAGAUGGAUCCAGAGAAAGCUGUCACCAGAUACUUAUGGAUGGGGUUGUACUGGGAGAAUUAGCUAACUGGAUCAAACCAGGCACCAUCGCAGCCAGCAAACUAAGCAAGCCACCAACAAUGGCUUUCAAACGUAUGGAGCUGAUCGGCUUGUUCCUGGACUGUAUCGAUGAGUCCAAAGGUGGUCUUGUCAAAAAGGAUGAGCUCUUCCAGACUGUGGACCUGUAUGAAGACCAGAACAUGGUCCAGGUGUGUCUGUGCUUCGAAGCUCUUGGCCGAGCACUCAAUACCAUUGGCAGGGAAGGUUUUGGAAAAGCAGAAUCCAAGGGACAGCACCAUGAAUGGUCCCAGGAACAGUUGAAUGCUGGGAAGGGCAUCAUUGGCCUACAGAUGGGAUCCAACAAGGGGGCUAACCAGUCUGGACAAAAUUUCGGCAAAGGUCGGGACAUUAUGUCCUGA
Molecule: messenger RNA, 537 nt
Organism: Candidula unifasciata
Lineage: Eukaryota; Metazoa; Mollusca; Gastropoda; Stylommatophora; Geomitridae
Source: the annotation of a GenBank genome assembly